Molecule: messenger RNA, 2906 nt
Organism: Acanthopagrus latus (yellowfin seabream)
Lineage: Eukaryota; Metazoa; Chordata; Actinopteri; Spariformes; Sparidae
Gene: mex3a
Product: mex-3 RNA binding family member A
Exons: 2
Coding region: 831-2405 (524 amino acids)
Molecular function (GO): RNA binding
Source: RefSeq, a predicted model, not a curated record
ACAUGGAGGUGGGCGGACCCCCGCCAAAAAAAAAAAAAAAAAAAAUGUCACCAACUCCUAUACUCCCCAAAUUCAUGCCAGAUGCUCCACGAUCCCCCUCAUUAAUGCAAAAGGAGCUGCUCGAUUUUUUUUUUUUUUUUUUUUUUUUGGUGGGGGUGUUUGUUUGUUUGUUUGUUUGUUCAAAUCUCUGAAUGAUAAAGUUGACAUCAUCUUUUCGGCAGCACCACCAGACGACCAUGUGCGCACUGUACUUUGCACCUUUUCAUACAAUCCCGGACAGGAUAUUCUUACAUAAGUCGCCGAUAUGCGGUGUUUUUUUUUCUUUUUUUGUUUUUUUCUUCCAGGCUUACACUGCAGCUCUGGAGCUGGAGAGCGAGGCUGCGCUCAGACGAGUGCGGUGCGCGCAGGGAGCUGAACGAUGAGGUAUUUUCUUCCUCUUUUUUUUUUUUUUUUUUCUAUAGGUGACGGGAGGGGAGCUCGCUUCUCUGAGAUGCCACAGGCUUGGGAACCUGAGACGGAAUGGUACAACGGGAGGGCGGCUCGUUUUGUCUCGGCGAGGAGGGGAGCUGUGUAAACCAGACUGGGUGGAGCAACACAUCGCCCGCCCCAUCUAUCGUGCAGACGGCCUUGUGUCCCGUUCGCCUGGAGCUCGGAGAGAGACUACUGUACUGAAAGUCUGGCGGAUAGAGAGAGAGGGGGCCGGUCUAUGGGAGGGACUAGCGCAAAGGGGGGAAUUGGAAGGAGGAGGGGGCGAGGAGGAGGAGGCGGCACGGGUGCUGUUUCUCCAGUCUCUUUCCCCUGUCUUUGUCUCACACACUCUUUUGUUAGCCAUGCCUAGCCUGCUGGUUCUAGCAGGGAUCAUGGAGAAAAAUGGGGGCUACGGCGGGGAUCUGGCCGGCUCCGGCUUCGGAAGCGAAGGUCUCCUUGUGCCGCCCGACGAGGAGGAAGACGACUCCCGUGCCCUCAGGGUCGCGCUGGGCCAGUUGUCUCUGCUGGGGCUCGGGGAAGGCGAGGACGGCGGCGGAGCCCCAACAACAGGAGUACAGGACCGGAGUAACAAUAACAACAACCACCACAACCACACCAACAGCGUCGGCGGCGGCGGGGACACGGCGAUCCUGCAAGGGAAGAGCAAGUUGUGCGCCCUGUACGAGAGCUCCUCAAGUGAGACGAAAGGACGAGGCUGCAACAUAACAGAAUGCGUCCCAGUGCCCAGCUCUGAACAUGUGGCCGAAAUAGUGGGGAGACAAGGUUGCAAGAUCAAAGCCCUGCGGGCCAAGACCAACACCUACAUCAAAACCCCCGUUAGAGGAGAGGAGCCUGUGUUCCUAAUCACUGGCCGGAAGGAGGAUGUUGCACUGGCCCGCCGUGAAAUCAUCUCUGCUGCUGAGCACUUCUCCAUGCUCCGGGCAUCCCGCAACAAGCUGGGAGUGUCCUUUAGCGGCUCCCCGCCCACACCUUUGCCAGGUCAGACCACCAUUCAGGUGAGAGUGCCAUAUCGUGUCGUGGGGCUGGUUGUGGGGCCUAAAGGAUCCACCAUCAAACGCAUCCAGCAGCAAACCUGCACUUACAUCGUCACUCCCAGUCGAGACCGCGACCCCGUCUUUGAAAUCACGGGGUCGCCGAGCAACGCCGAGCGGGCCCGCGAGGAGAUCGAAGCACACAUCGCCUUCCGAACAGGAGGCCUGCAUGACCACAAUAAUGAGAACGACUGUCUGGGGCCGAAUGGUGGAAGCAGCCCAGCGGGCAGCAGCGGUGGUCUGGAGAGCCGGCUACAGCAGGUGUGGGGGCUGCAGGGGGGCCAGCGCAAGCCUCUCACCAGCAGCUACCGCCAGAACUUCUCAGAUGCCAUGGUUGGAGGGGGAGGGGGAGGUGGAAGUGAGGGAGGGGGAAUCUACAACAAGAGCAACUUCUCCAGCUCUGGAGAGAAGCCUUGCUCUUAUUUUGGAUCAGAGGGUACCCAGAGCUGGGGCGACCCUGACUACCCCAAACAGGUGGCCUUCUACGCCCAGCAGCGCUCCAAGAGCUUCGGAGGCCUCCCGCUCCCCCUGACCAGACUCUCCCCUGGCUUACCCGAGCCCUGCGGAGGUGGAAGCACCAACAACUCUUCAGUCACCAGCAUCGUGCCCGUAUCCGGCUCACCUCAUGCCCAGGCCCGCCGCGCCCACAGUGAGCCCACCUCAGCCGGCGAAGGUUUCCCAGGCCGUCUGCCAGUGCCGGACUCGCCACCGGCCACUGUGCGGGACUGCAUGACCUGCUUUGAAAGCAAAGUGACGGCUGCCUUGGUGCCCUGUGGCCAUAACCUCUUCUGCAUGGAGUGUGCCAUCCGAAUCUGUGAGCUCAACCACCCGGAGUGCCCAGUGUGCCACACCCAGGUCACACAGGCCAUCCGAAUAUUCUCUUAAGGAACCACAUCAGUUUUUAUCAUUAGUUUUGUCAGUGUUUGUUCAAUAAUUAUUUACUGUUAUUAUGAUUAUUAUUAUAAUACACAUUUUUGUUUUUCAGAAAAUUUAAAAACAAUCAAGCAGAUAUUUUAGAAGGCACUGCUUGCUUUACUAAAAAGUAUAAGAAAUAUUUUUAAGUUUUUCUUUUAUAUAUAUAUAUGCAUAUAUAUUUUAUAAAAGUUUUGUUUAUAAGAGAAGUAUAGUACCUUGCAUUUUCAGUUUUUUGACUGCUGCUGUUUUUCAUUCAUGAAUCACAGUGUAGGCAGAGGUAGACAGUAAUGUGAACAUUUUAUUAUUCAAAUUUUUUAUUUUACCAUGAAGUGGGUUUAUAUGGAAGGAAGAAGAUGAUUGUUGAGGUACCCAAUCUGCACCUGACUGACCUUGAAAGUCAAUGUUGUUAUUAGAAGGAAAAAUAGAAUUGUCAUUGCACCUUACAAUCAUCUUGGUCUAAAAUAGGAUUUU